AUGUCCAGCAUCACUCCCAUAGUCACAAUAGGCGCAGCUAUUGCCAUGCUCCUCUGCGCCGCCACCAUAGCAGCUGCACACUUUACCAACUCAAGGGCAAACGCCUUUCUAACGCUUCUGACCGGACUCGUCAGCGUCUCCAUCUGCAUCACGACACGCCACAUUCAAGUCGCACGAGCCCGCCGAGCAAGAACCUGGCCCAUACCACCGUUUGCCCCCCCAAAGGAUGCUGCACCCUCCCAAGGAGAGUACUUCCUCUUCGUCCUCGGCUCGGGCGGACACACCAAGGAAAUGCUCAUGAUGAUGGACGACGGCACCCCGCAUCAGGGCAGCUGCCAUCGUAGGUACCUCAUUUCCAGCGGGGACAGCAUGUCCGAGAGCCACCUGGACGAGUACGAAGCUGCGAUGAGGAGGGGGGCGUCCGCGCCCGGGACGUAUGACAAGCGCGUGGUGACACGUGCCCGACGUGUUCACCAGCCGCUAUGGUCGACGCCCUGGACGAGCUUGCUGAGCAUUGUCGACAUUUUCCCCGCGCUGCUGUCCCCGCCGCGGAACGGGGCUGCGAAGGAGGGACCGAAGUAUCCGGGCUUGAUUUUCUCCAACGGUCCGGCGACGGGGCUCCCUGUCGCGCUGGCGGUGCAUCUUUUGAAGGUGGUGGGCGUGGUGCCGCACGAAGCGAUGAAGUUUGUGUACAUCGAGUCUUGGGCGAGGAUUUCGACGCUUAGCCUGACGGGCAAGUUGUUGUAUUAUACGGGCAUCGCGGAUGCGUUUUACGUGCAGCAUGAGGAGGUGGCUGUCAAGUACGGAGUCAUGAAUGCCGGGCAGAUGGUGUUUAAUGCGCAGAGGCCACCACCAGUGACGAGCUCAUAA
This is a messenger RNA of Ustilaginoidea virens, 870 nucleotides long. RefSeq lists its product as uncharacterized. The transcript is spliced from 2 exons. Gene Ontology annotation, biological process: dolichol-linked oligosaccharide biosynthetic process. Gene Ontology annotation, cellular component: UDP-N-acetylglucosamine transferase complex. Lineage: Eukaryota; Fungi; Ascomycota; Sordariomycetes; Hypocreales; Clavicipitaceae. The coding region runs from base 1 to 870 and encodes 289 amino acids. The record is from RefSeq and is a predicted model, not a curated record.